Messenger RNA from Drosophila ananassae, 1131 nucleotides. RefSeq names its product splicing factor, proline- and glutamine-rich. The transcript has 2 exons. Lineage: Eukaryota; Metazoa; Arthropoda; Insecta; Diptera; Drosophilidae. Bases 34 to 966 code for a protein of 310 amino acids. The record is from RefSeq and is a predicted model, not a curated record.
AAGCAUUAAAGGUUUAGUCUUAGUUUCGUCGCCAUGGCCAGCAGAAGGGGAAUCACAUGCGGAGCCGUUCUAGGGCUUUUCAUCUUGGUAGCUUCCAUUGAAGCCACUCAGUUAAGCCGCGAUGAGAGCCGAGAAGACCAAAGAACGGAGUUUAACCUGGCGUCCACCCUGACUGGAGGCAUCUCCAGCAGUCGCCACCGCCAGGGUGCUCUUCUUAACACCAAUCUUUAUCCACCUUUGGGCCUGGUAGGAGCUGGAGGAGGUUACACCGGAGCAGCUGGAUCAGUAGGGUCUUCUGGAAGCAUUGAUGCUGCCCAUGGUCAUGAAAGUGGAGGAUCUGGAGUGAGAUUGGCCAGUACGAACAAUGUCGUUUUCCCUGGCGCCCACUCACCAAACCCUGGUGUAACCAUUGCAGGAGGACAACCGGCUCCGGCAUAUCCCCCACCCGGAUUCCCAGGGCAGCAGGUUCCGGUUCCAUAUCCAACAGCACCCGCGUAUCCGGCAGGAGGAGCUUCAUACCCAGGGGUCCCCGCCGUGUAUCCUGCCUCAAGUGGUCCUGCGGCCUAUCCGGCUAUGGGUGCCCCUCAGCCUCCAGUGCAAUUACCUGGCAGUGUCCCAGCCCAACCUGGAGUGGCUCCGGGCUACUAUCCCGGUUAUCCCUAUCCAGGAACAUACUUGCCACAAUAUCCAGCUUAUCCGCAGCCAGCUCAGUUACCUGCUUAUGGCGUAGCUCCAGGAGCAGCAGUCUAUCCACCGGCCACAAGCACCCAGAACGUGCACCGAUAUCCUGAUCAUAACCCACGGGAUCCCAAUCACUGGGAUCACCACUUCUCCAUGAACACCGAGUAUAAGGAGGAUGGAGUUCACAAGGGAGCCUUCGGAGUCCUGAAUAACCACAAUGCCUUUGGUUAUGGCAGCGGCUAUGGGGGCGGCUAUAAUGGAGCCUUCAACUCGGGGGCUAUCUAAGAACCUGAACGGUGUCACGGGAGAAUUUACAGGAGGAGGAGGAGGAGAAGGAGUGAGGUCUGUCAUCCGAGUCGUAGUCAUAAGUUGGCUGCUCCCCCUUUUUGCUAGCCGAGGGGCAGCUGCCGUAUCUUUAAUAAGAAAUAAACUCGAUUUCUGCACACCCAA